AUCCAAGAGUUACAGAUAAAGAGUGAAUUUUCUAUCAUUCAAUAUCUUGUGGGGGAUUUUAUACUUCUUCCCUCUCAAGAAACUUGAACUUACUGCUUCAUAUUCAUAACAACAUAGUGUCAACAUGGGUUUUGAUGAAGAAGAAUUGUUAAUUCAAAAGGUUUGUGAGAUCUAUGACAACAUAUCCACCCUAAAAAGCCUCAAACCUUCAAAAGAUGUCAACACUCUUUUCACUCAAUUAGUCCUAACUUGCAUGCCACCAUCUCCAAUUGAUGUCACCAAGUUAUCAGUCACGGUCCAAGAAAUCCGUUCCAAGCUCAUUUGUCUCUGCGGGCAAGCUGAAGGUCUCUUGGAAUCUCAUUUCUCAACUCUAUUAGGUUCCUUUGAAAACCCACUUGAUCAUAUCAAUAUCUUUCCGUACUAUACAAAUUACCUUAAGCUUGGCCAUCUUGAGUUCACUAUCCUUAACAAACAUAUCGCAAACCCGAAUCCUAAUCGUAUUGCUUUCAUUGGUUCCGGUCCCUUGCCGCUCACAUCAAUCGUGUUGGCUUCAUACCUGAGGACCACUACCUUUCACAAUUAUGAUAUCGACCCGUUAGCCAAUGCAUUGGCUCUUAAUUUGGUCUCUGCGGAUGCUGACUUAUCAAAGCGUAUGUUCUUUCAUACUACUGAUGUUAUGAAUGUUUCUAGUGGGUUAAACGACUUUGAUGUUGUUUUUCUAGCUGCUUUAGUCGGCAUGAACAAAGAAGAGAAAAGUACAAUUAUUGAUCAUUUGGCUGAGUACAUGGCACCAGGGUCCAUACUCAUGCUGAGGAGUGCUCAUGGUGCUCGUGGCUUUCUCUAUCCGAUUAUUGAGCCUAGUGAUUUGAGCGGUUUCGAGGUUCUCUCGGUAUUUCAUCCAAUGGAUGAGGUAAUAAAUUCAGUGAUCAUUGCACGUAAGUAUAAGAACGAGCCAGUUCUAGUUAAUACGGUUAUUAAUCAUCAAGGAGUUGCACCAGCCAUGGUAUUACCAACCAAAUGUUCUGAAAUUCAAGGUUUUAAUCCUACUGACCGCUCUAGUAUGAUUGAAGAAUUGGCAAUUCAUGACCAAGAACAGCUCAUUUAAUGAAUUUCGCCCUUGCUGGAUCUUUCCUCUCAUUCAAUCUACAUGGUGAGAGUUGCAUCCAUCUUUGAUUAUUACUUAGAUUUAUUUAUCUCUG
Molecule: messenger RNA, 1199 nt
Organism: Papaver somniferum (opium poppy)
Lineage: Eukaryota; Viridiplantae; Streptophyta; Magnoliopsida; Ranunculales; Papaveraceae
Product: nicotianamine synthase-like
Exons: 1
Coding region: 125-1105 (326 amino acids)
Biological process (GO): nicotianamine biosynthetic process
Molecular function (GO): nicotianamine synthase activity
Source: RefSeq, a predicted model, not a curated record